CCCAGGCCAGAGCUAAUGAUCAACCAGCCCUGGGAGGCGGCGCAGCAGCUCAGGCCUGCCUCUCGCCGGGCCCAGAUGCAGGGAGGAAGUGGGGCAGGAAGCAGGGGGCGGUGGCGGCCGCUGUGCAGUCCAACGGGCUGUGGGCGGCGGAGACGGCCUGCGGGGCCCACCAGCGAGGAGCCAGGAGCGGCCAUCCGGUGCCCACUGUCCUACGGAGCGGGGCGCAGGUACGGGGCUCUGGACGGGCAGAGGCUAGCCCGGCAUGCUGAGCCCUUGGCAGUGAGGCCGCCACCAGCCAUGGAGGGCCCAGAGGAGCCAGCCCCCAGGGGGAAUGGGCCCGCAGGGCCCUUGGGGGGCAGUGGCAACCACGGAGUCCGGGAAGUGGCCAAGAGCACGUCCGUCAGCUGGGAUCGACCACGGCCCGAGGAGGCCAAGGCCACCGUCCGAGGGGACCUGACUUUGCAGCUGCUGGCGGUGCGGCGGAAGAGCGGGCUGCCUGACCCCAACCUGCAACAGGCCCUGCGGGGCCGGCUCCGCCUGCUGGAGAAUGAGAGCUGCGAGGUGGCCCGCGCCCUCGGGGAGCUGUCGGCCAGGCUGCUGUCCAUCCACAGUGACCAGGACCGGCUGGUGGUGACGUUUAAGACGUUUGAAGAAAUCUGGAAGUUUUCCACCUACCACGCUCUUGGCUUCACUCAUCACUGCCUGGAGAACCUGCUCAUGGACCAGGCCUUCUGGCUGCUCGAGCCCGACGAGGACCAGGAGACGGCCGUCCGGGUCCAGGUGGAUGCGGACGCCUUGAGGCUGGCGUACGAGAGCCUCCUCGUCCAGGAAGGGCCUUUCUUCGUCCUGUGUCCCGACCACCACGUGAGAGUGAGGAACGGCCCCCAGCCCUUCAGGCGGCCUCCGAGGGGCCCUCAGGCAGACGCGGCUGCAGCAGUGGACUCUCCAGCCCGGAGUCCCGGCACGUCCUCAGAGACGGAGGGGGCAGCGGCGGCCGCUCCGGAGCCCUUGAUUCCGUUCCAUCAGUGGGCUCUCAGGGUGCCCAAGGACUCUGUCAAUGACCCUCUGGGUGGACCCGUGGCUCUGGACAUCCAGCUGAUGGCCAUGGGCCCGGCCUUGGCCGUAGCGGACUGCCAGGGCUCAGGGCCCGAAGAGAUGACCUUCCGAAGCGGUGACCACAUCGAGAUCCUGGGCGCUCAUGUGCCCGGCCUGCCCUGGUGCCUGGGCCGGCACGCGGCCUCCGGCCAGGUCGGGUUUGUGCGGACGAGCCUCAUCAAUGUGCAGGGCCAGGCGUCUGACUUGGAAAACGUGAUUUUUCUCAGUGAAGAAGAAAGGUCUUUCUUUAGCCAUGAAGGACACUUUUCUGAGGAGGAGGCCAGGCAGCUGCUGAGAAGGAUGUCCAGCACAAAUGUCUGCACCAUGUACAGCCUGGACACAUCAGAAGAAGCUGAGAUGCAGCAGCAGCAGGAGGAACAAGAAAUGUCCCCGCCUUGCCUGAACCCAGAGCCACAGGAGAUCCUGCAGACUGUGAAGAAUGUUCUAGAACAAUGCAAGUCCUGCCAGGGCUGCCCCGAGGAACCAGGGUCCCCCGGUAUCCACAGGGCAUCCAGUGGUGCAAGCCAGCCAGACACCGAGGAGCCCUCCUUCUGCCUGGACGCAGGAGAUGACUGGGCCGACCCAGAGGCCCUGGGCUCGCAGCUGCUGUUCCUGGACUCACCCGGGUUCCAGGCCUGUUUCCAGGGCCUGUACGACCUCUACCCACCCACGCUGAGCGGCGUGUUCGGCGGCUUCACCGACGAGGAGCAGCUGGUCAGGCGGCUGGCCGAGGCCCGUGGGGUGGCCAAAAAAGCCGGGCUGCCCAUGGCCCUGGCCAGGCUCUGCUUCCUGCUGGGACGGCUGUGUGUGCGGCAGCUGAAGCUGUCCCAGGCCCGCGUGUACUUCGAGGAAGCGCUGGGGGUGCUCGGGGGCCGCUUCGGGGACCUGGUCCUGGUGGCGGCUGUGUACACCAGCCUGGCCUCGGUCCACCUGCGGCAGAAGAACAAGGAGAAGUGCGCACAGGUGGUGCCCAAGGCCUUGGCCCUGCUCCUGGGGACGCCCGGCCACGUCGGCAGCUCCGAGGCUGAUUCCAGCCUCCUGACCCUGGCCCUGAGGAGGGCCAUCAGCAGCCGCAGCCCGCAGGCCGAGGCCCGGGCCUGCUUCUUGCUGGCCAAGCACCACGCCCGCCUCAAGCAGCCGGAGGAGGCCAUGCCCUUCCUGGAGAGGCUGCUGCUGCUGCUCCCCGAGGCGGCGGGGACCCUGGGCACCUCCUGGCCCAUGGACUGCUACCUGCUGCUGGCGGGCAUCUACAGCCAAAGGUGCCUGCCGCACCUGGCGCUGAGCUGCAUCAGGGUGGCCUCGCUGCGGGCACAGGGCUCGCUGGGCAGUGCACUCCAGAGCGCGGCCCUGGUCCUGCAGAACAGCCCGCGGCUCCCCGUCCUGCCUGCCCAGCUCGCUCACUACCUCCGGCGGGCGCUGGCCACCCUGGCCCCUGGGUCCGGGGAGGCCCUACGUGGCCCCGUCUACGCCAGCCUGGCCCAGCUGUACAGCCAGCACGGGUGGCAGGGCAGGGCCAUUGCCUUCAUGGCUCAGGCCGUGGAGACAGACGCCCAGCUGGGCAGCCGCACCGUUGUGGACCGCCUUGUGGCCCUGGCCUGGCUGCACAUCCUUCACAGGCAGAGCCCGGCAGCCCUGGGCAUCCUGGAGUCCCUCCUGGAGGCCACGGUGGCCACCCCAGACCAAGAGGGCCUGAUUGCCAACAUGAUGGCCAUUGCACUGAAAAGAACCGGCAGGACCCGGCGGGCAGCCGAGGGCUACUACCGCGCCCUGAGGGUGGCCCGGCGCCUGAGCCACCCGCAGAACGAGGCGGUGGUCCUGGCCAACUUCGGGGCCCUGUGUCUGCAGGCCGGCGCCGGCGGGCUGGCCCAGCACUACCUCCUGGAGGCCGUGAAGCUCUUCUCGCAGCUGCCCAGCAGGGAGGGCGGCCUGGACUUCACCCGGGUGCUGCUGCGGCUGGGGGACCUGUGCACCCGCAGGGCGCUCGCCCGGCAGGCCAAGUGCUACUACGAGUGGGCCUUCCUGGUUGCUGUGGAGAUGGACCACUGGGACAGCCAGCUGCUUGCCGUCCAGCGGCUCUGCCACUUCUACAGUGCAGUCGUGCCCAACGAGGCCCGGUGCGUCGUCUACCACGAGUUCCAGCUCUCGCUGGCCCGCAGGGUGAACGACAAGAGCCUACAGGUCCGCCCUGGAGUACACCAAGCGCAGCCUGGGGGUUUUCAUCGACCUGCUGAAGAAGGACAAGGAGGCGCACGCCUGGCUGCAGGCGGGGAAGAUCUACUACGUGCUGCGGCAGAGCGAGCUGGUGGACCUGUACAUCCAGGCGGCGCAGAACGCCGCCCUGUACACGGGGGACCCCGGCCUGGGGCUGCAGCUCUUCGAGGAGGCCGGAGACAUCUUCUUCAACGGGACCCGGGAUCGCGAGAAAGCGGUGUCGUUCUACCGGGACCGGGCACUGCCCCUGGCGGUGUCCACGGGGAGCCGGGAGGCCGAGCUGCGGCUGUGCAACAAGCUGUCCGCGCUGCUGGCUGAGACGGAGACGCCCCAGGAGGGCCUGGAGUUCGCCCACACGGCCCUGGCGCUCAGCCUCACCCUGGGUGAGCCCCGCACCCCGCCCUGAGGGCCCUCCACCCCUCAGGUCUGGGCAGGGCCUGAGUUCCCCGGGCCUGCAGGCUCCUCUCCCCGCCCCGGGCCAGGCUGCUGAGAACCUGUCCCACCCCACCUGAGCAUCAUCAGCUCUGUGCCCCCCGCCCUGCCCCCACCUUGCUGGCCAGGGGGCCGGCCAGGGUGCCCUGCACCGCGGACAUUCAGGGACCCGCCAGGCAGGGCUGCCCGCUGCCUUUCUGCCCACUGUGCCUCCCGUCCUCUCCUCCUCACUAGCCCCCAGGCCCCACUGCUCUCUGUUAGCCAAAACCUGUCCUCCUCUCCGGGGGCCUGUCCCUCCAUGCCCGGCUCUUCUAGGCUGUCUGUCUUCCCCGAGGCAAGGAGCCCGACAGGGCCGAGCACACAGUAGGUGGGCCCCUGGGGGGCCUUCACCUGCAGAGCUCACCCUGGAAGGGGGAGGAUUUUUCAGGCAGCCUCAUCUGGUGACCUCCCACCAAGGACGGGGUGGAGGGCGGCUGAGGAUACAGCAGGGAGGCCAAAGGUCGUGUCUGCCAGGGCACAAACUGCAGGGCUUCUGCGUUCUCCCGGUCAGAACAGUAAGCAAAGCUCCCUGUCCAGGGGACUCUGUGCAGGCCUAGGCUGGGGGGUGUCCUGCUCCACGACUUUGCCACAUCCCCGAGGUGCCAGGAGAGCGGGCAUCACGAGGUGCCCCUUAAAGA
Molecule: messenger RNA, 4415 nt
Organism: Bubalus bubalis (water buffalo)
Lineage: Eukaryota; Metazoa; Chordata; Mammalia; Artiodactyla; Bovidae
Gene: SH3TC1
Product: SH3 domain and tetratricopeptide repeats 1
Exons: 14
Coding region: 16-3624 (1202 amino acids)
Molecular function (GO): protein binding
Source: RefSeq, a predicted model, not a curated record